Fusarium redolens is the source of this 1086-nucleotide messenger RNA. RefSeq names its product S-adenosyl-L-methionine-dependent methyltransferase. Gene Ontology annotation, molecular function: methyltransferase activity. Bases 1 to 1086 code for a protein of 361 amino acids. The record is from RefSeq and is a predicted model, not a curated record. The transcript has 8 exons. Lineage: Eukaryota; Fungi; Ascomycota; Sordariomycetes; Hypocreales; Nectriaceae.
AUGGCGACGGGCGAUACUCCCACUGUAGCCAUCUCAGACGAUGCUCCAACGACAGCUCAACCUUUGCACCCAGUCACACACUGGGAACAAUUGAACGAGGAAGAGGAAGCGCAGAACAAUGAUGCCGACUCUGUCAUCUCCGACCCCGCUGAGUCGACAGCAUCAAUGACUUCGAGCAUUCUUUCAUAUCGAACCAUUCAAGGACGAACAUUUCACUCAGAAAGAGGAAACGCUCAAUACUGGGCUUCCAAUGACGAACAGCAGAAUGAGUCUAUGGAUAUAGUACAUCAUUUCCUCAGCCUUCUGCUUGAUGGCAAACUAUUUCUAUCGCCUUUGAAGGAUAAUAUUCAGUCAGUUCUGGAUAUUGGAACCGGGACAGUAGAGAGCGCAAAGCUGAUACUGAAACGCCGAAGCGACUUUGCGGACCAAUUCCCGGGCGCAAAAGUCGUAGGGACCGAUAUCUCACCUAUCCAGCCAUCAUGGGUUCCGCCAAACCUCGAAUUCCAUAUCGAUGAUUGUACCCAGCCAUGGACCUUCGCCCCAGAUUCAAUUGACUUUGUUCACAUGCGCUAUCUAUUCGGCAGCAUUAAGGACUGGUCAGCGUUAUUCAAGGAAGCCUUCCGGGCAUGUAGACCCGGCGGAUGGGUUGAAAGUCAUGAGGCUUCAGCAAUGAUGGAGAGUGAUGAUGGAACAGUCACAGAUACCAGCGCUAUGCAUGAAUGGGGAAGGUUCUUUAUCGAGGGGGGAAAGAAGAUGGGACAGCCGUGUACCAUUCUCGAGGAUGAACUCCAACAAAAGUGCAUGCGCGAAGCUGGUUUUGAGGACAUUCAAAUCGCCGACUACAAGAUUGCUAUCGGCGGGUGGCCUAAAGACAAGAAGAUGAGAGAAAUUGGUCAGUAUGUUCUGGCUGCUCUGGAGCAGGACUUUGAGGGCUACGUCUUGUACAUGGCGAGCCAGCUGUUGGGCUGGUCCAUGCAAGAAGUCAAAGUAUACUGCGCGCAGCUCCGGCGGGAACUUAGGUCUACUGCGAACCAUCCUUUCUUUCGUUACCGUGCGGUCUAUGGUCGAAAGCCACAGACUUCUUGA